AUGUCACCUAUUUAUGUGUUGUUUGACCCUAUUCCAGUCAUUCAAGAAGUCAACAAACAUCAUGCACAUGUCUUUAAAUGUUCAGCUAAAGGGUGUAAGGUCACGAUUCGCCGUUUCCUUGAUAAAAAGGAUGCGUGUUCCACUGUUUUGCAGGUGGCUGAUGAUGCAAAGAGUGCUGCAGAAGUUUGGACAACAAUUGUUGCAAGUGGGAAGGGAAAGGUAACAUACUCACACCGCCAACAUACAUGCACAGAAUCCAAGGCUGAAAUCGUGAAAUGGGUGUCCAAAAGUCUGAGGCCAUUUGAUAUUGUCAAAGACCAAGGGUUUCAGUGCCUAAUGAAGACAGGAAGACCUGAAAUUUACAUACCUUCGCCUUUGAGUGUUUUGCAUGAUGUCUGUCUUGUAUUUGCUCGAACACGUGCAAGAAUUGCUAAAAUGUUCAAGGUCACUGUAUGUGUACACCUUGAGCUUGAUGGUGUACCCCUAACAAUGCCAUUAGACAUUGUUGAAGUAGUGAAAUUACUAAUAUACCUUGCGAUGUUGCAACAUGUUGGAAUUUGA
Suillus paluster is the source of this 561-nucleotide messenger RNA. RefSeq lists its product as uncharacterized. The record is from RefSeq and is a predicted model, not a curated record. The transcript is spliced from 6 exons. NCBI's taxonomy places the organism in Eukaryota, Fungi, Basidiomycota, Agaricomycetes, Boletales, Suillaceae. The coding region runs from base 1 to 561 and encodes 186 amino acids.